Molecule: messenger RNA, 2424 nt
Organism: Podarcis raffonei (Aeolian wall lizard)
Lineage: Eukaryota; Metazoa; Chordata; Lepidosauria; Squamata; Lacertidae
Exons: 3
Coding region: 302-2260 (652 amino acids)
Source: RefSeq, a predicted model, not a curated record
GGGUCCUGUUCUUGCACGUGGCGGCGGCGGCGGCGGCGGAGGGGUGACGAUGGCGCCUCUAACGGCGGGUGGCGGAGGCCAGGCGUCCUCACCCUUGGAUCCCUAGAUGUGCUGGGAAGAAGCGAAUUUGUACCCUUCAAAGCUCUACACAAGACCAUGCACCAGCCUUCCUCACAGGGCUCUUCACUCUGUUAUAGGAGGCAAUGCUGUACGGUGUUAACUUCCAGUUCCAAGUUCUGUUCAGUCUUUCGCCACCUUCCUUAGCGGUUUUUUCUACGUGCUGUGCUUCUUACGUGACAAAAUGCCGAAAAGAAAAUGUAGAUUUUCUGUCGAGCUACAGAGGAAGUAUACCUGUUUCAGAAGAGGUAGAGAUGACUUCGAAGGCGAAUGCCUGGUAUGUAGACCGGGUACGUUCGUCUCUGUGGCACAUAAAGGAGGACGCGACCUGCAAUCGCACAUGGACUCCGAGAAACACAAAAUGGCAAUUCGAGGAGAAGCUUCUUCAGCAAAAUUGGCAAACGUUAUGGUAAAACCCUGUAACAGCAAAUGGGAAGAUGAAGUGACCGCAGCAGAAGGGACUUUCGCUUUUCACACCGUCAAACACCACCACAGUUAUAACGUGAUGACAUGCACUUCAGGCCUCUUGAAGACAAUGUUCCCGGAUUCUGAUAUUGCAAGGAAGUUUUCAAGUGCAAAAACCAAGACAGAGGCAAUUGUAAAUUCUGUACUGGCUCCCGAUUGUUUGGAAAACGUUCUGAAAAGCCUUGAAGAAAACGAAAUAGGUUAUUGUGGCGUUUCUACUGACGCGAGUAACCACGGUCCGGUCAAGGUGGUUGCAAUAGUUAUUCAGUAUUUUGACUGGAAAAGUGGCGGUUUGCAGUCCAAAAUAAUUGAAAUGAAAAGCCAACCCAACGAGAGUGCAGAUACAAUCUUUUCAUACGUGAAGGAAACUCUGGAGAGUAAAGGACUGCUAAAGAAAUGCAUAGCGUUCACAGGUGACAACUGCAACACAAUGUUUGGAGGGACACAGCAGGAUUCAGAAGGAAGGAGUGUGUUUGCAAAAUCGAAGUGUGAGCUGGAUAACAAAACUUCAAUUGGUGUGGGAUGUCCAGCGCACAUUUUGAAUAACUGUGUCCAUCAGGCAGCAGACACGUUGGACGUUGACGUUGAGAGCAUCAUUUUCAAGAUAUACCAGUAUUUUCAUAUCUAUAGAGUCCAAACGGAGCAGUUAAAGGAGUACUGUGAAUUCGUGGACACUGAAUACAAAAAGCUGCUGUCCCACAGCAAAACACGCUGGUUGACGUCCUUUCAAGGCAUCACUAGACUCAUUCAGGUAUUUCCAGCCGUCAAGGCCUUUUUCCUCUCGCAGAAUAAACCGCCAACAGUGUUGCAGGAGUUUUUUGAGCAUGAGUUUAGCGAGGCUUAUUUAUUGCACCUGCAGUCUCUGAUGAGUAUGUUUCACUCCUACAUUUUAGAACUUGAAAGGGAGAAUAAUUCGGUCGUGGAGAUUCUGCAAGUUCUGCUUUGUGUCCAGAACAUGCUCGCUGAACGCAGGAGCAACAGCUUCAUGUCCCUCAAGGUCAAGAGCCUUCUGAAAGAGAAGCGUGAGGCAGGUCUCGGCACGGAGUGUGACAAAUUCUGCGCAGAGGUUAAUAGCUUCUAUGACAGCUGCAUAGAGUAUCUGGAAAAAUGGAUGGAGCCCAUGAAGGAGUUUUCAUGCUUCAUGUGGAUGUCUCUUAGUGAGUCGCUAGAGUGGGACAAAGUAGGACCUUCCAUAAAGUUUCUCCUGGACAGGGAUGUGUCCAUAGAUGAGGGGAAGUGCUUCGAUCAAUUCUGCAACCUUGAGAAGUUUGUGGAUCAGUUUAAAGGUGACGACGAGUUCAUUAAGCUCCAGGCACACCAGAAAUGGACCAAGUACUUUGAGACUUCCAAAAAUGUUAUGUGCCACUCGGAACUUUUGAAGAUGGCCCAGGGUUUUUUUGCCCUCGCGUCGCAUCCUGCAAACGCGGGGUUCUCUUUCUCUCUGAGCAAAGAGAGAGGCAACUUAUCCUUGGACUCGCUGCGAAGCAUGGUGCUACUGCAAUAUAAUUACAAGCACGUUACUUGCAAGGAAUUUCACGCCUAUCUCUUAAGCAAUAAGCAGCUGUUGAACAAGAUCAGAUCUACAGAGAAAUACGCUUGGGCCAAACAGCGUCGGACAGAAGAACGAAGUGCCUCUGAAAGUGUUUCAGGAAUUUCAUACAGCGUACCGAUGUAUUGAAACACAUGUUCUAUUUUUUUAUUGUAAUUUGAGCACAUUUACUUUUACAAUUUGUUACGUAUUCGAUUAUAACCACUUCGAUCGUUUGUAUUACUAUUAUUUUAAAAUGAGAGUCGUCAUAGCGAUCCGUAGUUAAAGACAGAAGUCAGGAAAUGUGUAUUCUU